Molecule: messenger RNA, 416 nt
Organism: Telopea speciosissima
Lineage: Eukaryota; Viridiplantae; Streptophyta; Magnoliopsida; Proteales; Proteaceae
Exons: 3
Coding region: 114-374 (86 amino acids)
Source: RefSeq, a predicted model, not a curated record
UAUGGGAUUCGGACCGUUUGAAUUGAUCGGGUGAGUUACCGCUGGUCAUCCUUGUAGGACGCGCGCAGGCACACAAGAGAAGAAAGCGAGGAGAAAGGGUAUUCUAAGUUUCAAUGAUGGAAGAUUACGAGAUAGAAGAAAAAAAGCAAGCUGCAGCAGAUGUUCUGUUUCAAUAUUCGAAAUUUGUUAUGGUGUGUAUUGGGGAGGGAGUUCGUCCCAGUGACUUGAGGCUGCAUUUGAUGAAGGAGAUUUCAGGCAUGCCAACAUCUUUGAAGAGAGAGACAUCACAAACAACUUCUUCACCGAAUGCAAUGAGUGAGCCAUCAAGCUCUGGUACCAGAGGGGAUAGGGCAGACGGCUCGCACGCACUAUAAUUUGUUGUGUGGGAUCAUCUACUGAAUUUAUGUUUUCACUUU